Molecule: messenger RNA, 1834 nt
Organism: Emys orbicularis (European pond turtle)
Lineage: Eukaryota; Metazoa; Chordata; Testudines; Emydidae
Product: immunoglobulin superfamily member 1-like
Exons: 7
Coding region: 65-1276 (403 amino acids)
Source: RefSeq, a predicted model, not a curated record
GCUUGGUUGAGUUGGGCUUCGGGGUGUUGGUGGCAGCGCUGAGGGGCCCCUGGCUGCCCCCAUCAUGGCAUCUGCUCUCACUGUCCUCUUCCUCAGCUGCUGGCUGGCCGGGCACAGCGGGGUGUGGGGAGAGCCCACUCUGCCCAAGCCCUCCUUGUCCAUCCGUCCCAGCAGGUGGGUCUCCCUGGGGGGACCCGUGAGCAUCUGGUGUCAGGGGCAGAACCAGAGCAUGCGGUUCGUGCUGAAUAAAGAGGGAAGCAAUUUCACACCUGUGGAUACGGACGGGUUUGAGGCUGUGUUUCCCAUCAGCAAUGUGAGCCGGGAGGACGGUGGGAACUACAGCUGCUCCUAUCGCGGCAGAUCGGAGCCAAUUGCUGAGUCGUACCUCAGCGACCCCGUGGAGCUGGUGGUGAGAGAUCCCAGCUUACCCAGACCCUCCAUCUCUCUGAGCCCCACCGGGGUCACCGCCCCAGGGGCAGAUGUCACCAUCCGGUGUCAGGGGCAGCGCCGGGACGUGAGGUUCUUCCUGCACAAGGCUGGAGACCUGAACCCGCAGCGACACGUGGACCCUGCUGGGGACGGGGCUGAGUUCCGCAUCCCCACCGUGGGCCGGCAGCACGGAGGGAGCUACAGCUGCAGCUACCGGAACCGAUCAGAGCCCUUCGUCUCCUCGCAGCCCAGCGACCCCGUGCAGGUGGUGGUAGUAGAGCCCAGCUUACCCAGACCCUCCAUCUCUCUGAGCCCCACUGGGGUCACCGCCCCAGGGGCAGACGUCACCAUCCGGUGUCAGGGGCAGCGCGGGAAUGUGAGGUUCUUCCUGCACAAGGCUGGAGACUCGAACCCGCAGAGACUCAUGGACCCUGCUGGGGCUGGGGCCGAGUUCCGCAUCCACACCUUGGGCCGGCAGCAUGGAGGGAACUACAGCUGCAGCUACCGGCCCCGAUCAGAGCCCUUUGUCUUCUCGGAGCCCAGUGACCCCGUGCAGCUGGUGGUAGCAGAGCCCACUCUGCCCAAGCCCAUCAUCAGCCCCAGCGGGGAGGUCUUCCUGGGGGAAGCUGUGUACAUCCGGUGUCGGGGGCAGGGCCAGGGCGUGCGGAUCGUGCUGAAUAAAGGGGGACGCCAUGUUGCACACGUGGAUUCGGAGAAGUUGGAGUUUGAGUUUCCCAUCAACAACGUGCGCCGGGAGCAGGGCGGGAACUAUAGCUGCUCCCAUCACAGCAGGUCGGAGCCGUUCGUCAGGUGGAGCGACCCCGUGGAGCUGGUGGUGAGAGGGUAAGGACCAGCCCCGAGACAGAGCAGAUGAGACCCCAGUUCUGCUUCCCACCCCGAUCUACCUGCCCUAGGAUUCAGGACUCCUGGGUUCUCUCCCCGGCUCGGGAUGGGAAGUGGUGUCCAGUGGUUACACCAGGGGGGCGAGGAGGUUUUAAUGUUGUACUUUUUAGUUAUUUUCCUAAUGAUAGGUUGAUUCUCAUUAGUUGAUAACCAUUAAAAAUGUUGAUUUGCAACUAAAUAUAGUCUUUACACUAAAUCUGGUGCUUUUUCUUUUGCUAACCAUGAUGGCAAACUAUAUCUAUGCACAUUGAUUGAAGCAGUUAUAUGGAGAAAUUUACAUUUCUUCAGUCUAAUUUUUACAUUUUGAUUAUGUUGGAAAAUGGCAAAUGAUACAUUUAUUUCCUAGAUGAGGAUGAUUUUUUUACUUCUGAUUUGUCCAAGCUCCGUUUGGAUGGAAAUUCAAAUGCACUCAAAAAUGCACAGAAACAGCAUUUUCAAUAUGUUUAUUAAUUAAAUAAAACUACCUUAAAUGUGCUGAAUACAUAAUAAAAAAAAAGUGUAU